GACAACAAAUCCUAAUCGUGACGAACUUCAAAGGUACAGACAUGCACAGUACCUAAGCAAGCUUCCAAAAAGGCAGAGCGGAAAAUGACCUCAAAACCGUUUGAUCUCACAAUAAAAUCAGAACCCAAAUAAGCCCACAAUCCGCCAUAUCGUUUUAGAUCUUCUCUUUCCUGUUGUUUUGCUUGUUUCGUAGUUCCAACUACUUCAAAACAACAACAACCUCUUCUGAUUCCUGUUUCCGUCUGUCACUUCCCUUUCUAGUUUUGCUUCACCAUCAUGUAUCAUACAUUUCCCCGUCCAAUUUAAGAUUAGAGGUUGGGAGCUAUGUCGGUAGCAACCAUUGAGAGCAUGGCAUCCUUGAGUAGUGAUCUUUUCUACGACAUAUUGAGGCGUCUUGAUGGCCCAACUUUGGCCACUGCAGCAUGUGCAUGUGCGACAUUUUGUUCAAUCUCAAGAGAGGAGAGACUAUGGGAAAAUGUUUGUUCUACUAUGUGGCGUUCAACGAACAGAGAAGAUGUUAAAAGUUUGAUUUCUUCGAUUGGUGGAUUCAGAAAGUUCUACGCAGAUUGUUUCCCACUUAUUGUUAAUAAGGAAGUAACAGAGUAUCAGUGGAAUGACUAUCUUGAGUACCCUGAAGAAUGGACUGAAGCUGAAUAUUAUGGUGACACCGAUGGGGUUGAAAGUAUUUCACCAUUAGAUUUUGUUUCUAUUGUAGAUAUCAGGUAUAAAGAUAAAACAAUCUGUUCAAAAGUCCUAUGGGGUAUUCCUAAUGCAAAUGGAUCCAAUAGUUGGUUUUACAACUGCCCAUUUCGGAUUGAUCUUCUUACAUAUGCUGCUAGAGAUGAUGAUAAUGAAGGUGAGGUUACCCUUUCAGUUUCUGAUGGUCUGCCACCAAUUAUUUCUAUGGAAAAGGAACGGAAAGAUGGGAAACUGUGGAAGGAGCUCCGAGAUGGCCUCCGCCUUAGUUGGAUUGUUGUAAACAGAAAAGUUAAGCAAGCUGCUAAUCUUGCCAGUUGGAGCCCUCUUGGUGGACAGAGGCAUUGGCCCACAGACAAGGAUUUUGUGAUAAGGUUUGGGUCUGUUCUUCCUGCCAAAGACGUCCUUCCAUGUCAAGUAGUAGAGUGCAUUCUUAUCAUGAAGUUCAGAGUCAUCCACACAGAGGGCGAAGGUAUAGAGACAACUCUCAAAUUGACAGAGCUGAGCAUGCAGUUGGAAGAUAUGGAAGGUGCACAUGUUAAUGGAAGAAACAGUUUGCUUAUUCUGAAGGAAGCUCUGAGCUGCCACCGCAGCAAAAAUUACAGUGAAGUUCUUGAGUCCUGUCAUUUGUACUCUAAAGUACAGAGUGAGUUAAAAGAGGAGAAAAUGAGGAAUGAAAGCAGGUUAGACAGACUUUGUAUCUUAAGCGGCAUUGCUGUGUUCAUCACUUUUUGGUAUUACAUUUUGUAAAUGUAGGUGCUGCUUUCAUUUAACACUUUUACCAAAGAUGUUUUAACAAACUCUCAACCCUUUUCUUCUGAUGUAAAGAUUCAAUUUUGCUUCAAGUAAUAAAAAGGUUUCUAUCUUUCUAAUC
Molecule: messenger RNA, 1570 nt
Organism: Theobroma cacao (cacao)
Lineage: Eukaryota; Viridiplantae; Streptophyta; Magnoliopsida; Malvales; Malvaceae
Product: F-box protein At2g27310-like
Molecular function (GO): protein binding
Source: RefSeq, a predicted model, not a curated record